AGAAACCAUUUCUCAUUUCUCAAUUGAAACAACCAGUAACCAAGAACACGACAUACCCAAAAGAAAUCAGCCAGAAACCUAAACCUAAAACCCUACAUAGUGUGCAAGCACAAUUUUGCAGAUAUACAUAAUUUGAAGUUCAAAGGAGAAUACUAAUUUUCAUUCACCACUCCUCAGAAAUGGCGUCCGUUGAUUCCAGAAAGAAAUCACUAGUUCUGGCUCUCUCCAAGCACUUUUCAUUGAAUCCUAGUGUUAUUCCAGCUGAUGGUUUAGACGGCGAUAUUAAGUCUCUUUACUUGAGCAUCACUGUGGCAUCUGGACACGAGGUUAAUCAUUCUGACGAGGUGUUGAAGUGGGUCGCAUUUGCAGAGUCCUUUCCUGUGGCCCUUGAUGAAUCCUUUGAGAAUCUCAAGAGAUUAAAUGAUGAACUUUCUGGAAAGUCUGUGCUCCUUGGCAAUGGAUUGAAACCCUCUGAAGCUGAUGUUAUAGUGUUUUCAGUAGUUCAUCCUUCCCUGAUCAGUCUUCCAGAUACUAACAAGGAAAAGUUGCCACAUGUGUUGAGAUGGAUUGACUACAUCCAGCACAAACAGGAAUAUGUAGGCUUAUUUGAGGAAAUAGUGUUGCAGAAGCCUGAAUUUGAGCCUCCGGUGACAAAAUCUGUUAGUGCCGUGGAAUCUGAUUUAAAAUCAAACAAGACUGAGCAAGGCAUAAAGAAUGCAAGCAAGCCAGAGACAGACAUAAGCAAGGAUAAAAACAAAGCUGAGGUUAACGGAAAGUCCACAGGAGACACUGAACCUGCUAAAGCCAAGUCCACAGGAAACACUGAACCGGCUAAAGCCAAAGCCAAAGCAAAAGCCACGAAACCUGCUGGCAAAGAGGUAGCUGAGAAAGAGAAUGAACUUAGUGUCAGUUUGCUUAAUAUUCAAGUUGGAUUAAUUCGUAAAGCAUGGAAGCAUCCGUCAGCAGAUAGUUUGCUAGUUGAGGAGAUAGAUGUUGGCGACGCCAAAUUGCGGCAGGUUGUCAGUGGUUUGGCAAAGUACUGUAGUCCUGAUGAGUUAACGAAUCGUCGAGUUGCACUUAUUACAAAUGUCAAACCUGGAAAACUACGGGAUGUGACGUCUGAAGGACUGGUCUUAUGUGCUUCAAAUGAAGGUUCCACCAUUGUUGAGCCCUUGCUCCCUCCUGAAGGAGCUAAAAUUGGGGAGCGUGUGUCUUUUGCCGGGAUUGAUGGAAAACCAGAAGACGUACUAAACCCGAAAAAGAAACAGCUCGAGAAGAUCACACCGCAUCUUUUCACUGAUGACAAUGGCGUGGCCACAUUCAAGGGGAUACCAUUUAUGACUUCUGGUGGACCAUGCACAUCAUCCAUUUCCAGAGCAACUAUAAAGUGAUCAAGACAUGUCCCAUUCAUUGUUGUUGACCACUCAGGUUGUUAGUACUGUGAAUUAUUUAAUGUUUUGAACUACGUGAAUUUAAACGUAGUAGUACAGUAACAUUUACUAGUAUGUUGCCGUUGUUUUAAGAUGGUCUUGAAUACUACAAAAAUGAUCUCGAAUCCAAUGUCUUCAAAAAACUCAGACUAUAAGAAACUGCUAAAAACUUCCAAA
Molecule: messenger RNA, 1607 nt
Organism: Lathyrus oleraceus (garden pea)
Lineage: Eukaryota; Viridiplantae; Streptophyta; Magnoliopsida; Fabales; Fabaceae
Exons: 12
Coding region: 180-1391 (403 amino acids)
Molecular function (GO): tRNA binding
Source: RefSeq, a predicted model, not a curated record